AUGAGUACAUCAGCGUUUCUUGAUCGGAAUUAUGAAUGGCUGGAUGCUGUUCUUGUGGUGAUUCAACGGAUUCUGCUCGCGAUCCAAGUUUUGUGCGGAUUCGAGGUUCCGUCGACGCAUGGAGUUGAAAAUGGAUCUGUAAGUCUUUGAUUUUGUUUGAUUUUUAGGAAUUUGAAUGAUAAAAUGAUGUAGCAAAUAUUUAUCUUUAUUUUGACUCUAAUAGCAUGUAACACGGCUAAACAUCGACCGAGUUCUCGAUCAAAACCUAUAUUAUCCAUGUUUCAGAACUUUGUUGUUCGUCAUCUGGUCAGAGUCUCUCGGAACUACUACAUUUUGGCGAAGGACUUCCGCAGUAGAUUGGCGAGUGCUUGUCCUCAUAGAAUUGCCCUGCCUGAACUUCAAGCAUCGAAGAGAUAUUGUGAUACCAAGCAUUCGUCGCCAGCCAGCACUUCCGAACCUCCACCAGAGUGCGAUGAGAGUGCUAUCAAGCAGAGUUUGAGUAAGUUUUUGUAUUUUUGUUUGUUUUUUUUGUGUUUAGGGUUAGAGCUGGGUCAGUUGGAGAAAAAGAGGUAUUAUAGACGAUAAUUUUGGCUUUUUAGGCGGAUUUUUUGUGUUUUAGAUGAAAUUUCUGUUCUUUAGGUGUAAAAUUUUCAUUUAAAAAAAAAUCAAAGUUAAUUUUAACUAGCCUUGGUGAUAAUUUAUGAUGUAGGCAUCUUUUUUUUCGUUUUGUAUUAAUAUAGGUAACAAUCUACUUUAGUGAUGAAGUACAACGAUUCCAUUGAAGUUGGCCGCUUUGAAACCUUGAACCUGAGCUCAUUGGCGCACAAAGUUGUUACCGGACUAGUUGGAGUUAUUCACGAGCCUCAUAGCUUUGUAAGUCUUCUUUGGAUCAUAUUUUAGGGGCUUUUUGUUGUUUUAGUUGAUGUAUUUUAGAGGUUUUUUGAUGUUUUAGUUAAUUUUAAAGCUAUUAUUGUGGAAAUUUUGUGAAAAAUUAUAGUUUUAGUUAAGUUACUCUUAUUUAUUUGUGAAGAAAGCAUGGAUCUUGUUAAUUUUUUAUGAUUUAUAUUGUUUUAGACUGUUCUUGCUGGGCUGAUCCCAUUGGAAGAUGAAGCGUUUGUUUCUUUGGUAAGUUUGACUUGAGUUAUUCAGGAAUUACUAUUUUGUUAACUAAAAAAUUAUUUUUACUUUAAAUUUUACAAACAAAGGUACAAAAUAAUAACUAUGUUGUUUUAGAUCAACCUCUAUAAUAAUAUUGUUUUAGAUCAACUUCUAUAAUAAUAUUGUUUUAGAUCAAUCUCUAUAAUAAUAUCAUUUUAGACCAAUUCCCCAGUUCGCAAAUACUCUGAAGCCGAUGUGACGAUGAAAAGCGAGAGUCUUGCCAUUCAAGAUGAUGCCAGUUCAGUGAAAGAGAUUGAAGGUGAUCAAAUCGAGCGUAAAAUGCCGAAAUCGUCAGUGAGAGGUAAGAACGUUCGACGUCAAUGUGAGAUGAAGACCAAGUUCAACGAGAAGCCGAGUGUUGUCAAUCAAGACGAGGACAUUAUGGAGCCCAGCGUGCCUGGCAAACGUAUUGGAACUCCACAUCCAGUGAAGAGCGCGGCCAAGAAGAAUCGGAAGGUGGUCAGAAACGCAAAUUCAUUGAAUUGUACUCCAGAAGUGGACGAGUUUGUGACUAGUGAUGAUUUGUCAUCGUUUUUCGAAGGCGACGAGAAGAAUCACAUUACUGUUUGA
Bursaphelenchus okinawaensis is the source of this 1728-nucleotide messenger RNA. The record is from the annotation of a GenBank genome assembly. NCBI's taxonomy places the organism in Eukaryota, Metazoa, Nematoda, Chromadorea, Rhabditida, Aphelenchoididae.